CCGACCAUUUUUCGUGGUAUACGAUCGGCCAGUGGCGGUGCCCCAGUAAUAGAAAGUGAUGUGGUCGUGUUGGUCUUUUUUAUGUCGCAUAACCAAUGAUGAUUAAUUGAUAUUUUAACAUUUGUUAAUAAUUUGUGACGUCUGUGAACUGCUGCAAUAAUGACAAAAAGUGUGGUUAUCGGCGUAAUCGAGUGAAAAGUCGGCGUUGAAAUACACUUUUGUUUACGUGAAAUGGAAAGUGAUAUUUGCCUUCUCUAUCAUAAUAUGAUCUCAUCACGUAAAAGUUAAUAAUAAUUCCUUGUGGUACAUUAUCGGCUACAAUUUUAAAUAUCGAAUUUAUUUAAAGUUUUAUAAUGAAGAAGCAAUUUUUCCGAGUCAAACAACUCGCCGACCAGACUUUCCUCAGGGCCGACAAAAGCGAAGUUUUAAAUAAUGAAGAACUUCAAGUGGCUGAUCAGAAAAUCGAAUACUUACGAACGGCACUAUCUGCGAUCAUCAAACGGAUUCCCCAUUCUGGUCAAAAUAAUGACAUCGACAAACGAGUUAAAAAGAGUAUUGAACAUCACUUGGCAUCUGUGUUUUUCGAGCAAAGUACUCGAAAAAAUGAACAAGGGGACCUCCAAGAGCUUCCUAAUGUCUUAUUUUGUGCCACGCUUAAAAAGUGUGCAAUGGCGGAGCAGGAUUUGGCGAGGGAAUACGCCGAUCAUGAGAAACAAGUUGAGGAUUUAGUCAGUGCUCCUAUACAGUUGUUGCUAGAUUCCGAUUUUCAUAAUAUUCUGAAACAGAAACGCAAUCUUUCUAAAUAUAUCUUAGACAAAGACUCUGCCAGUAAUAGGUAUCAUGCCACGAAAAAAGAAGCUUUGAGGGAUGAUAUGGAAGAAGCCGAUUACAAAGUGGAACAAAGUAGAGACGCCUUAGCUUACGAAAUGUUUAGUUUAUUAGCGAAAGAAAACGACUUGGCCGGGUACAUGUUGCAAAUACUGAAAUGUCAAAGAGCGUAUCACGAUAGUGCCUUAAAGCAUCUUGAAAGUGUGAUUCCUGAGUUAGAAAAACAAAUAGGUGACAGUUCCGUGAAACGUGUCUACGGCAUUCCGCUUCAAGACCACCUUCGAGUCACUAAUAAAAAAAUAGCUCUUCCUUUAGAAAUUUGUAUCACCCUUCUCCAAAAACACGGUCUUCACGAAGAGGGUCUUUUCCGUAUCGCCGGCAGUAUGUCUCGCGUCAAACGUUUAAAAUCGUCGAUAGAUUCAGGCUGUUUUUCCCCGAAACUCAUCCCGGAGUAUCAAGACAUGCAUGUCUUGGCCAGCGCUCUUAAAAUGUACCUCCGGGAAUUACCCGAUCCUCUUCUAACGUCAAAGCUUUACAAUGAGUGGUUGCAGUCGAUGCAAAAACCCGAAAGCGAAAGACUGGAUAUAGUCAAAGGUCUAAUCGCGAGUUUACCUCGCGAAAAUCGUGAUAAUUUAGCUUUUUUGAUUCAAUUUUUAUCGGAGUUGUCUCGGCAUCCCCAAAAUAAAAUGAGUUCGUCCAAUAUUGCAAUUGUGGUCGCUCCGAAUUUGCUGUGGGAUAAAGAAGAGGCAAUGAAUAUGGGGAAUUGUGCAGCUAGUAGCAUGCUUGUCGAGCUUUUUAUUAAAGAAGUCCAUACUUUGUUUCCUGAAGACGUUAGUAAAUUUGUGACUUUUUCGUGGUUUGAUGAUGAAGGGGGAUUCACCCGAUCGACGAUUGACUUAAACGCAAGCACUGAAAAUAUCUCUGUAAGCGAGAGCCCCAAACCCAGUUCGAGGAAAAAGAAGACCCCAGCCCCUGGCCCUCCGAAUAACUUCGCCCGGACCGACCAAGACCUCGUCCAAAACGAGAAAAAUUCAAUGUCGUCGUCGUAUCCCUCGGGCAGCUCCACCCUAAACCGUCCUCAAAAACCACGAGAGAACCCGAAACCGAAAACUUCAAUCGGCGUAAACACCGACGAUAGAAAAAUGAGUUUAUCUCAAGAGGAAACGCACAAACCGGAAGUGAUCAAACCACCGCCUCUAGUCAAUUUAGAUAGUAGCAAAACGGUCGCUCAUAAGGUUAUAACCGAACCGGCGACUCCUGUCCAAGUGUCUAAAGCCAAACCUGUACAGCCAGUCGUAGCACAAAACGCAUGUGAUAAUAAAAACUUUAAAACAACAAUCACGCAUUCGCUGGUACAAGACGGCGUGUGUCAGAAACCGAUCGCAGCGCCGCGCUCGAUCGACACCGGAGUCAAACGAAGUUCCUCGAUCAAGAUUGAUCUUAAGCAGCCGGAAAUAGCCGAAGUGACGCUUCGUCGGCCCGAAAUCAUCGCCGCCAAACCAGAGGUGCCCGCACGGCCCGCGUCGCUCACAAAGAGGCCCAGCAUGGACCUGGACCCGACCCUGCACCGCACCCAAUGCUCGGUCUACAGCUUAGCAAACAAGCAACAGCCCAGCUACGUGAACGUCCAGAACCGUAACGAGAAAUUCCAGCCGGGCCACGACAACAAGAUCGCCGAAAAAGAGCGUUUUCUGGGCCAUCAGCCGCUCAAAUUCGACGAUAUUAAUUCGAACAGCAAAACAGGGCUGCCACCCAAAGCAAUAAAAGGGCAGGAGAAAUCGGACGCGAGCAAGUCGAACGAGGAUUUAGGCGAUUUGGGGGAAAAACUGAACGGUAAUCAGAAAACUAGUCAUGUGCGGACCAGAUCGGACGGGAAUUUGAUCGAACUGAGUGAGAGUUUGGCGCAGACGCCGCCGUCGCCGCGGAGUUUGAAUAAACCGACGCAGCCGCCACCCCCGCCGCCGGUCAGUGUUAAGAAGGAGCCUGACAGUACUGAUUUGUAGUUGAAAAGUGAUUUUUUUUUCAGAGUUAGGAAGUCUAUUGAACAAAUAGUUGCUGUUUGACUGAAGUUAAAAUUUUAAAUUUUAAUGUUGAUGUUAAAGUUGAAACGGAUUUUAUUUAUUCGGAUAGCUACUGGUUAAUAAGGCACACGAAAUACAAUUUAUAUAUUUUUUAUGUUUGCUUUAACAAAACUGAUUGCAGUAUAAUUUUUAGAGUUUAGGAAUUUUGAUAUUCUUUCAUUUUAUCAACAAAAGUGCUGUACGAGACACAAUCAAUAAAAACUUCGUUAUUUAUAAAUGA
Molecule: messenger RNA, 3129 nt
Organism: Tribolium madens (black flour beetle)
Lineage: Eukaryota; Metazoa; Arthropoda; Insecta; Coleoptera; Tenebrionidae
Product: SH3 domain-binding protein 1-like
Exons: 6
Coding region: 354-2831 (825 amino acids)
Biological process (GO): regulation of Rac protein signal transduction; positive regulation of GTPase activity; regulation of actin cytoskeleton organization
Cellular component (GO): cytoplasm; intracellular anatomical structure
Molecular function (GO): protein binding; GTPase activator activity
Source: RefSeq, a predicted model, not a curated record